AACAAAAUAGAACUCCUAAAAGAUGCACCCACCUCUCCAUUAAUGCAUUUUUGACUUUAGCAUUGGCUUCUGCUAAGUGCUAACAUUACCGUUCCACUUUCGUCGUGAACUAAGCCAAUCCGAGCUGAGGGUGCACCGCAGUAUAAUUGACGAUGAGAGAUGACACGCGCCCUUAUUCUACUUCUUCCUCGUCCAGCCAAUGGUUCGCUCACUUUUUGUCAUCCGCUAGGCGGUCCAAACCUCUAGCUACGCCGUCUCAAGCCGUCGCACGGGAAAUAUCCGGCGAGGGUCUCGUCCGCCGCCUUUCCCUUUUCGAUCUCAUUCUCAUCGGUAUUGGAGCCUCAAUUGGAGCUGGAAUCUUUGUCGUUACCGGAACCGUUGCCCAUGAUGCUGGACCAGGAGUCACCAUCAGCUUCAUCAUUGCAGGAGCUUCUUGUGCUCUAAAUGCACUCUGCUAUGCCGAGCUUGCGUCUAGCUUUCCUGCAGUUGUUGGGGGAGCUUACUUAUACACCUACACAGCUUUUAAUGAGCUCACUGCUUUUCUUGUUUUCACCCAGUUGAUGCUCGACUAUCAUAUUGGUGCUGCUACCAUAGCACGCAGUUUAACUAGCUAUGUAAUUAAUGCAGUAGAGCUCAUCCCCUUCCUUAAGGACACCAUUCCCAACUGGGUUGGGCAUGGCAGCAAACAAUAUCUGGGAGCAUUUUCUUUUAACAUACUAGCUCCCCUUCUCCUCAUAGCUCUGACAAUAGUUCUAUGUUGGGGUGUAGGAGAGUCCUCUAUGUUGAAUUCAGUUAUGACUUUGACGAAGCUUUGCUAGGAAUUAUGAAAAGGCACGUGUUCUUUUAAAGUUGACUUAACUACAUAAUAAGAUUUUCUUCAGGUAGUCAUUGUUAUCAUUGUCAUCAUUUUUGGUACUUUUGAGGUUGAUGUUUCUAAUUGGACCCCCUAUGCCCCAAAUGGAUUCAAAGCCAUAUUAACGGGAGCAACUGUGGUAUUCUUUGCAUAUGUUGGCUUUGAUGCUGUUGCUAAUUCUGCUGAAGAAUCUAAGAGGCCACAGAGAGACUUGCCUUUAAGCAUAGUUGGGAGCCUCCUUGUAUGCAUCCUGCUUUAUAUCGCAGUCUGUUUAGUGAUUACUGGGAUGGUUCCUUACAAGUUCCUGGGUGGUGAUGCUCCUUUGGUUGAAGCUUUCAAUGAGAGAGGAUUGAAGUAUGUAUCAGUGCUUAUUAGCAUUGGUGCUAUUGCAGGGCUCACGACAACUCUUAUGGUAGGCCUUUAUGUUCAGUCACGACUAUAUCUUGGGCUUGGAAGGGAUGGUUUAUUGCCUUCAGUAUUUGCGAAAGUACACCCAACAAGGCAUACUCCUGUUCAUUCGCAAAUUUGGGUUGGGAUUGUUGCCAUCAUUCUGGCGGGUCUAUUUAAUGUGGAACACCUUUCUCACAUUCUUUCAGUGGGCACUUUGACAGGAUACUCUGUUGUUUCAGCUUGUGUGGUAUCUCUCCGCUUAAAGGACAAGACUGCAAGUCCUGUCUCUGCAGUGCGAAUUUCAAAGAAGGAUGAAGAAAUCAUUUGCCUGAUCUUACUUGCCUGUUCUGGCUUUGCCGCUGGUGUUUUUUACCGUUUUGGUGCUUCAAUUAUUUUUUUGACUGUAGCUGGACUGACUGCCAUAGUUGCUACAGCAGCUCUUCAUUUCCGGCAAGUGUAUACUGACCCACCAGGAUUUUCUUGCCCAGGUGUUCCAAUUGUACCAGCUGUUUGUAUCUUCCUGAACAUUUUUCUUUUUGCGCAGUUGCACUACGAGGCCUGGGUGAGAUUCAUCAUUCUUUGCGUUAUUACAGUUGUCGGUUAUGCAAUGUACGGACAGCAUCACUCCAAUCCUUUUGGUUCAGACACAUUGCUUGCUUACCAUAGGGCUCCUGGAAAUGAAGCUAACGCGUAAUGCCCUAGCCUUCCGCUCAAUGCAUGUUGAUGAGAGAUGAAUUACUCCCUCCGCCCAGUGAAGUUUAGAUUUUGCUUUUUGGAAACAAAUAUGCCCACUUUCCGCUAUUAAACUACACCAACCUCUUUUUUCUACAUUACCCUUUUCUGAUAAGACAUUUUAUUUGAUUUUAAACCAUUUGCACCGUUUUUAAAAUGAAAUUACUUACAUUGUCGGGAUAAAAAUGGAAAAUCCAACCGUAUUUCAUUUGUUCCAGUAGGGCGUAAAGCAAUUGGGACAUGUACUUGAUUGUUGGACUGUUUGUAAUAGGUGUGUGUAUAUAUGUAGGAGUAUGUGUAUUUGCUUGAAUAAUAGAUCGUCCAAAUACCGGAUCACUUCCAGAAGUGGUCACUUUGUCUUUUCCUGCUAGGCAAUGUUCACUCGAGGGAGGAAUGGCCGUUCAGAAAAACAAUAUUCUCCGUAUAGUUCAGAAAUGUACUGUGGUAAUAAUAUUCUAGUGUUCAUGACUGAAUUCAUCGUUUCUCACUCAAAGCCUCUACAAGAAAAGUUAUGCAUGUCCUCUCUUUUUUUGAUACUUCCCAGUUCCGACUACGCGGGAUAAAGAAGGCGACACAAAAAUUGGAACUUUGUAAUUGAUGUUGGGUGUGUAAAGCAAGAAGUAUAUUGCGCCACAUAAAAAAGCCAUAUAUGGAAUGAGAUAAAUAUUGCGGCAGACCAAAACAAAAGAUUAAGACAAACACAGUGAGAAAGGGAAAAUCAAUUUUGUUUACCUCCAUUCCCUCCAAAUUCCGAAGAGAGUGAUUGUUCACAGUUCACCUGGCUGCCACAUGAUUAGACUCCUACGCCUGGGAGUCUGGGACCAAAAUGAAAAAGUGGAUGGAAGGGGCUAAAAGUCGAGGGGCUCUUGAAGUCUUGAUAGUAAAAAAGAAAGACAAAAGAGGUUGCACCCCUUGUCAGCUGUGAGAAAAAAGAGGAUCCACUAAAAAAAUUAAAAUUUGAAUUGUUAUUGUUUAUUUGAUUUUUGCUCCAACUUUUAUGUACAAGAUUCAUACUAGUAUUCUUUUAUGAUCUUUUAUAUUAAAUAUCUAAGUUAAAAGAAAACUGAAGUUCAAA
This is a messenger RNA of Cuscuta epithymum, 3050 nucleotides long. The record is from the annotation of a GenBank genome assembly. Lineage: Eukaryota; Viridiplantae; Streptophyta; Magnoliopsida; Solanales; Convolvulaceae.